CAGGGAUCGCUAUCACUGGAAGCACCAUGUGCACGGUGAUCUGCAAACCUACAUUUGCACGUUCUAGAGUUGUCUGGCAAUGCCCUUCCUGACUUCUCAUGAAUGGUUCAAACAUGAAUUAGACGAACACCGUCGCCAGUGGAAUUGUAAUCUUUGCAACGCAAAGUGCAGCUCUGCUUCAGAUAUGGGCUUCCAUCUCGUCUCUGUGCACCCAGGGUCCACGAACGCCCGACAGAGAGAGGCCAUGGUGAAAACCCUGGAAAAGCCUCUCAGCAAUUUUGUUGAAGGCUCAUGUCUGCUGUGCGAUGACUGGAGUCCGCUAGGCAGGCUGGAGAAUAACUCUAACAAAUUUCGGUCGCAUCUCGCUAAGCACUUUCAAGUACUGGCCUGCGAGGCAAUCCCCUUGACCAUCGAAGGUCUUGAGAUUAAGGACACCAUCGAUGAAGGAGAUGCCACACUCAGCGAACAUGACGAUGAUAGUGAAACAAGUGUUGGCGCGAGUAGUCAAUCGCUUUUGUUUACUGGGAAGUUCACUGGUAACGGCAUGCUUGAAUGUGUUCUUCCUGCACGCGAUAGCGGCAAUAUUUUUCGGUAUACCGUGCUUAGUGAACAAGACCUGGCCUCACACCUCCGAGACUGCCACGCUGAGGUUGCAACGAGUGAAUGGGUAAGCAUAUAUGUGUGCCAGAAAUGCCAUCAAAUCCCCCAUGGCGCUCAGUGCGACUGUAGUGGAUCGAUGGGGAGCAUUGAUGUAUGAUGGUGUAUUCACGGGGGAAAGGACAUCCACACCCUGGCAAGGCACACGCAGAAUGCUUUGGUAUUUAUAGAUGACGAGUUACGGCGUGUAUACGAACCGAUUCGAAAAGACAUUGCCCGAAGUGAAAUGGAUGAGUUACGGCAGCGAUUUAUGUCGGAUCGACAAGCUGAACGAACUGCUCCCAUUGACGAUGAGACCAGAAAGGACGUCUUAAUUUUCGUAGAUGCGAUCGGAAGGAAAUUUCGCUUUCCAUUUCACUUAACUGCCAGUUUGGAGGUAAGUUGGGUUCCGAGGCUUGUGAGUGAAAGAGAAAAGCCUAACCCUUUGC
Colletotrichum phormii is the source of this 1085-nucleotide messenger RNA. RefSeq lists its product as uncharacterized. The coding region runs from base 80 to 757 and encodes 225 amino acids. The record is from RefSeq and is a predicted model, not a curated record. NCBI's taxonomy places the organism in Eukaryota, Fungi, Ascomycota, Sordariomycetes, Glomerellales, Glomerellaceae. The transcript is spliced from 2 exons.